Molecule: messenger RNA, 1561 nt
Organism: Solanum dulcamara
Lineage: Eukaryota; Viridiplantae; Streptophyta; Magnoliopsida; Solanales; Solanaceae
Exons: 5
Coding region: 206-940 (244 amino acids)
Source: RefSeq, a predicted model, not a curated record
AAAUAUACUCCACAAUAUCCCUUAUUACUAAAUUUAUAUUUAUAUAUGAUAAUAAUAACUCCCUCUAAAUCCCAGCAAUUUUAAUCAUCUAUCUAUAUCUUACGUUUUAUUCGGCCCAAAUAUUCUGCCUUAAUCCACAAUAAAACUCUGUUGAUUGAUUUGAUUAUAUAUAAACUUAACAAUUUUGGAAGAGAGCACCCAGAUAAUGGAUGUUUUUGAAAAGAGAGAAAUGGCGGCGGAGAAAGCAAGAGAGGAGGAGGAGGAGGAAGAUGGAGAGGGGCAGAGGUUGUUGUUGGAAGGGGUGACGGUGGUGGAUUUUGAUUUGUUGUGUUCGACGGUGGCGAUGCAGGCACAAAAGGGUCAGUGGGUGAAGUUGAAUUUAAAUGGGGAUGAAGAAAAUGUUGUUGGUUAUGAUUAUGGUGGAGGAGGUGUAUUGAGGAUGUGGGAAGGAGAGCUUUUCUGUGAUUGUCUUGACGACCGUCGAAUUGCUCUACAGUCUGCUUGCUUCCCAUGGUACAGAUUCGGAAAGAAUAUGAAACGUGCUGGUUUUGGUUCCUGCUUUGUUCAGGGCUCUAUUUAUUUGGUUCUCACUCUUGUUGCUCUCCUAAGCAUUCUGGCAUUCAUUGUCACAAAGAAGCACUGCUUUCUAUAUAUUGGUGGUCCUUUUAUAAUCUCAGUUGGAUUAUAUAUGGGUUAUCACCGCACAAAAAUGAGAAACAAGUUCAAUAUCAGAGGUGAUAGUUCUUUGGAUGAUUGCAUCUUCCAUUUGACCUGUCCAUGCUGCACCUUAUCUCAGGAAGCUAGAACAUUAGAGAUGAACAAUGUCCAAGAUGGCAUUUGGCAUGGUAGAGGUGAUACCAUAUGCGUAGGAAGUUAUUCUGAACUUGACAAGACCCCAUUUGAACUAAGUCCGCCUGCUAUUGUGUCAACAAAGUCCUGAAUCAUAAAUACUGCAGGGCUUAGGACACAAAAGAGAGUGACAAUAUGCGUAGCAGUUAAUUCUAGAGUAGAGCAUCCUUCACAUUGUUCUCUCCCUUGAAAAGCCAAGCCCACAAACGCGGUCAUGAAUUAGCAACAUUCUUUUUCCAGGACGGAAGAAUCACUGAACUUGCCCAUGUACAUCUCAUAUGGGUUAUCACAUGCAAUGCUAAGGCACAGAAUGCCAGCUGUUUCUUAGGAAGCAAGGCAUUUUCCAGCGUCAAAGUGGCAAAAUGCUUCAGAAAGAUGUGCUUCCAAUUUUAAAAAUGUAUUGCAAAUAGGAAACUUGCAAGCAUUGUUGUAUAUUAUAUGUAACAAUAAGCAAAUGCUUCCAAAAAGAAAUGAGGGAGGCAGUUGAGUAUUAAUCACAUAGUUAAAGUUCAUUUUUUAAGGAAGAACUAGCACAAGCUUUUAUGUAUAUAUUCAAUUUAGUCAUAGAAUGAAAAGAUUUUACUCGUCUCGUGAACUAAAUUCAUGGAGAGAAGAAUUAUUUUCUUCAUCCUACUUACUAGAUUUCUCAUUUGUUAAUGUUGUGGUUCAAUUUACCAUGUAUAAUAUGCUCUUUUGGUGUUUGUUUUCUUUA